AUGGCCGAAGACCAACAAAUUGUUCCAUACAUUCAACAAGAAUUGCGUGAUUAUGAUGAUGCUUUAGAACCCGGUUAUCGCUUUUGUCCAACCGACUCGGAGCUCAUCAUCUACUACCUUAAACGAAAGAUUGAAUUAGGCGAACAACCCAGAUGUCGGAUAUACGAUGUUCAUGUUUAUAGCCACCACCCUAACGAACUUACAGAACGUUACCGGUCGUGUGAAGGCAUAUGGUACUUUUUUACAAUGAGAGAGCGAAAACACCAGACGGGGACACGAGUGAAUAGAAGAACCAAGGACUUUGGGUAUUGGAAGUCGACCCAGAAAGAUACGAAGGUGUAUGAUUUUGUGACGAGACGAGUGCUUGGAACAAAAAGACCUUUAGCUUUUUAUGACGAGAAGGAUCAAAAGACUGAAUGGCUAAUGUACGAGUAUACUUGCAAUAAUCUAAAUAUCCCAAAUGGAAGCCAUUCCAACAAGAUGACGGAUUGGGUAUUGUGUAAGAUAUACAAGAAACAUUCAACCCAAAGUGUUAAUCAUAACAAUCAGCCGGAUCAACAAGUUCAGAACACAAGGAAUCAAGAGGAGGCAAUUCAACAACAAAACCAAAUAAAUCAACCUGCAAAGAGACCAAAAGUGUCAACAAAUUCCGAAAUAAAUCAACCAAGCGAACGAGUUCAACAUCAUGAAACUAUUAAACAUUUGGGAUCUAUGUUUCAAUCAAACCAUCAAUCUGUUAUUCACAACAAUGUGAUGGGUGCUCAAGCAUUGCGUAUUGGUCAUGACCAACGUCAGGGAUCAAACACCAAUCCCACACUAAUCACCAUGCAAUCAUCGGCUACAUUUCAAGACCCUAAUCAAGAACAAGUUCAAUCUUUUACCGGGAGCUCAACGUGUGAACAUUACGAUCAGAAUCAAUGUAUGUCAGCUUCAACAAACGUUCAUAACACCUACCAAGAAGAUAGUCAAACACUAGUCAACAUGCAAGGUGGUUAUAAUCGAUCCAUGGAGGAGACUGCUACUGAUGACAAUCUUUGGGACCUACUAGACUAUGAGGAAUUAUUGUCACUUCUUGAAGACGAAGAUGGCCACACGAUGAAUUAA
This is a messenger RNA of Helianthus annuus (common sunflower), 1104 nucleotides long. Its product is annotated as NAC domain-containing protein 2. The transcript has 3 exons. Gene Ontology annotation, molecular function: DNA binding. The record is from RefSeq and is a predicted model, not a curated record. Gene Ontology annotation, biological process: regulation of DNA-templated transcription. NCBI's taxonomy places the organism in Eukaryota, Viridiplantae, Streptophyta, Magnoliopsida, Asterales, Asteraceae. The coding region runs from base 1 to 1104 and encodes 367 amino acids.